CAUAAAUGUUAAACAAUAAUAAAAAGCCGUGGGCUGAAUUCCAUCACCAUUUGUGUUCCACCGUUUCCAUUCAUCUAACUCAAUGGAAAACAAACACAUAGCAGUUAUUGCCUUUCCUUUUGGCAGCCACCUUAAGCCUCUUUUAAACCUUGUUCUCAAACUAGCUCAGGCUGCUCCACACUCUUCAUUUUCAUUCAUUGGCACACACAAAUCCAACGCAAUCCUUUUCCCAGGAUCCCACAUCCCCAAUAACAUCAAACCUUAUACCAUCAGUGAUGGAAUCCCAGAGGGUCACGUCCUAAGCAAUAAUCCAACUGAAAAAAUUGAUCUUUUUCUCAAAACUGGUCCUCACAACUUGCACAAGGGAAUACAACUUGCUGAAGCCGACACAGAGAAGAGAGUCACAUGCAUCAUUGCCGAUGCUUUUGUCACCUCUUCUCUCCUUGUGGCUCAGACACUCGAUGUUCCUUGGAUUGCACUUUGGCUUCCAAAUUCAUGCUCGCUUUCUCUCUAUUUUUACACUGACCUCAUACGCCACCACUGUGCAAACCAUGCUGCAAAGACAACCUUGGAUUUCCUUCCGGGGUUGUCUAAGAUCCGUGUUGAAGAUAUACCACAGGAUCUGGUCGUCGUUGGAGAGAAAGAGAGUGUGUUUACAAGGACGCUUGUUUCAUUGGGUAAGGUGCUACCUCAAGCUAAGGCAGUGGUUAUGAAUUGCUUUGAGGAAUUGGAUCCACCAUUGUUUGUUCAGGACAUGAGAUCCAAGUUGCAGUCUUUGCUCUAUGUUGUUCCAUUUCCCUCUCCGCUGUUGCCACUAUCCGACAAAGAUUCAAGCGGGUGCUUGUCGUGGUUGGAUACCAAGAGUGCCAGAUCGGUGGUUUAUGUUUGUUUUGGGACCGUGGUGGCACCGCCACCCGAUGAGCUUGUAGCGGUGGCAGAGGCAUUGGUAGAAAGUGGGUUUCCAUUUCUGUGGUCUCUAAAGGAAGCUCUAAUGGGUGGUUUGCCAAGUGGGUUUGUUGAGAGGACCAAGAUGCGUGGGAAAGUGGUGCCUUUGGCCCCACAAACGCAAGUUUUGGCACACGAUUCGAUAGGAGUUUUCCUGACUCACUGUGGGGCUAACUCUGUGAUGGAGUGUGUUUCAAGUGGUGUUCCUAUGAUUUGUAGGCCAUUCUUCGGAGAUCAAGAUAUAGCUGGAAGAGUUAUAGAGGAUAUUUGGGAGAGUGGGAUGAUAAUAGAAGGUAGGGUGUUCACAAAAAAUGCACUGGUGAAAAGCUUGAAUCUAAUUUUGGUGCAGGAAGAGGGGAAGAAGAUUAGGGAAAAUGCUCUGAAGGCAAAGAAGAUUGUGGAAGAUGCAGUUAGGCCUGAAGGGCAAGCAGCAAAGGAUUUCAAGACUUUGGUGGAAAUAAUUUCUACAUCUUAAACUGGAGCAAUGUGAAGGAUGCUCCAAUGGAGCUAGGUACCCAUAUUCACUGUUUUUGUUGUUUUAUUUUUCUAAAGUUUUAAUGUGUACUUGCAGUUAAGAUUGGUAGACUCUUAGUUUAUGUUCCUGUAAGUUUGAGAUGUCACAACCUUUCUUAGCCUAAUGUUUACCAUAUAACAUAUUUGUGAUUU
Vigna unguiculata (cowpea) is the source of this 1611-nucleotide messenger RNA. RefSeq names its product anthocyanidin 3-O-glucosyltransferase 7 pseudogene. Lineage: Eukaryota; Viridiplantae; Streptophyta; Magnoliopsida; Fabales; Fabaceae. The record is from RefSeq and is a predicted model, not a curated record.